AUCUGUGAAAACAAGCUAUCUCAAAUGGCACUGCCGUCAACAAGGGCUAUUACCAGCUCGGCUCAAGCUUUGGACCUCAUCCCCAUCGUAAACGCCAUAACCUCCCUUCUCCAAGCCUUGAACCCCAUAACCCCAAACCCUAAAAACCUCAGUUCAGCCCCUCUAAACCGCUUCUCCCCUUUCCUAGACCCAAACUUAGUCACCCUCGUCAUCACCAAACAAACCAACCCUUACCACGCUCUGUUCUUCUUCAACUGGGCAUCAAACCCAAACCCCAAAAACUACACCCACAAUCUCAGAUGCUAUGAAGCCAUCACAAACCUCCUCUUUCACCACUCAUUAUUCCACCCCGCCAUCAAACUUCUUAAGAAAUCCCAAAACCUCUCGGAUUUCUUCAUCGGCAAAAUCAUCAAGGCGUAUGGGGAUAAAGGGAACAUCAAAGCUGCAAUCUUUUGGUUUAACCAAGCAAAAUCAAUCGAGAAAGAUAAGUACUUGUAUUCAUUUAACUCGAUUCUGGGUGUUUUAGUUAAGGCUAACAUGAUCGAUUUACUCGAAUCCUUGUUUGAUAAUGUUGUGAAGGAAGGUGGGUUUCAACCCGAUGUGUCUUCGUAUACUAUACUGAUAAGGGGUUUGUGUAAGAAAGGGAUGGUUAAGAGUGCACGGAAGGUGUUCGAUGAAAUGCCUUGCAAGCCGAAUUCGUUUACUUUUAACACUUUGAUUAAUGGGUUUUGUAAGAAGGGUGAUAUGGAGAGUGCAAGUUUGAUUUUCGAUAAGAUGAUGACUGAGGUGGAUUGCUUGCCUGAAGUUGUAACUUACACUACCAUGAUCGAUGGAUAUUGCAGAAAAGGAGAAUUCGUCGAGGCAAAUAAGUUUUUGAACAAGAUGGUGAAAGGGGGUUGCUCACCUAAUUUGUUAACUUAUAAUGCUAUUAUAUAUGGUUUGUGUCUUAGAGGGAAAGUCGACGAGGCUAAGACGAUGAUGUCCGAGAUGAGGUUGAAUGGAGUGAAGGAUAAUGCUGCAACUCAUUUGAACAUAUUGAAAGGGCUUUGUAUUGCAGGGAGGUCUACAGAAGCCAUUGAAUAUUUCAGGUGGAUGGUUAAUUGCAAUAUGGAUUUGGAUGCAAAAGCAUAUACUGUUGUUGUGAAUGAGUAUUGCAAAUUGAGGAAGAUUGAUGAAGCGGUUUCCCUUUUGAAGGGAAUGUGCGGGAGAGGCAUUAGUCCAAAUGUAAGUUCGUUCAAUUCGGUGUUUCGGACACUCAUGGAGUUGAGUGAGCUCGAUAGAGCUGUUUUGCUUCUACAACAGAUGCCCCGAAUGGGUUGCUCGCCGAAUCAUGUGUCAUAUAGUACUGUCAUAUGCAGUCUUUGUCGGACCGGAGGUAGGAUGCGAGAGGUCGGAUAUCUGAUCGAUGACAUGCUUCGAAAUGGUAUUAACAUCGAUGCCACCAUGUACGGUUGCUUACUUGCGGGAUACAGUGAGGCUGGAAAUGAAAUGGCAAUGCAAGUUUUUAAUGAAAUGAUCGUUAGGAGUUAUGUCAUUGGCACGGAGAGCUUCUCGGUUUUUGUCGAAAUGCUUUGCUCGAAAGGGAUGAUUGUGAAGGCAGAAAACUCCUUCGAGGACAUUUGUAGGACGUUCCCCGCUGUUGAAAGGGAUGGUUAUCGGAAAAUCUUAGAUGAGCAUCUGCAAACAACCCAAGGAUCAGGUAAAGAACACCGAGGAGAAGAGACUUAGUGACGAUGGAAACGCUAAAGGUUCAUUACU
This is a messenger RNA of Hibiscus syriacus, 1758 nucleotides long. RefSeq names its product pentatricopeptide repeat-containing protein At1g09900-like. Gene Ontology annotation, molecular function: protein binding. The transcript has a single exon. The coding region runs from base 25 to 1728 and encodes 567 amino acids. Lineage: Eukaryota; Viridiplantae; Streptophyta; Magnoliopsida; Malvales; Malvaceae. The record is from RefSeq and is a predicted model, not a curated record.